Molecule: messenger RNA, 3688 nt
Organism: Cynoglossus semilaevis (tongue sole)
Lineage: Eukaryota; Metazoa; Chordata; Actinopteri; Pleuronectiformes; Cynoglossidae
Product: replication protein A 70 kDa DNA-binding subunit-like
Exons: 17
Coding region: 108-2009 (633 amino acids)
Biological process (GO): DNA repair; DNA recombination; DNA replication
Cellular component (GO): nucleus
Molecular function (GO): DNA binding
Source: RefSeq, a predicted model, not a curated record
UAGUCUCGAGCAUGUCAAUUCCCUCGCGAUACUUCCACUUUCCGUGCCACUGUUUGGUCAACAGCUAUUAAAAGCUGCUUUUUUGACAGCUGAGUUGGACUUCAGACAUGAGUGUAACGCUGACAGACGGGGCAAUUCAAGCCCUCUUCAGAGGCUCACAGGUGAAAGAUCCGGUUCUCCAGCUACUGAACAAGCGUCAAGUCUGUAAUAAAGGCUCAACCAGGGUUAAUCUCCGAAUGAGCGAUGGUCAACACUAUUCAAAUUGCUUUUUGCUGAACACCUCGUUAAACUAUCUGGCAGACACUGACCUACUAUCACCUAAAUGUGUCUGUAAACUUACAAAAACCACAGUCCAGGCUUUUGAGGAUGGCAGACUUGUGGUGGUUGUGUUGGAAUUGGAGAUACUGCAGUCGGCCGAGGAAACCAAUGAGGUUAUUGGGAAUCCCACUCCCCAUAAUCCACAAGGUCAGAGUUCAGUUUCGGAAGCAUCUGUUACAGACGAAGAACCAGGGCCGUCACAUGGACACAGCAGCGUAGCUUCUCCAAUGAAGUCUUCACCCAUGAAGUCUUCACCCAUGAAGUUCUCAUCCGCAGUCAGUUCACCCAUGAAAAGUUCACCUAUGAAGAUGUCACCUAUGAAAAUUUCCCCAAUGAAAUUUUCACCUUCAAAAUCCCGUGAUGCUUCUCCAAGUCCACUGAUCCCUAUCUCCAAGCUCAAUCCUUACCAAAACAAAUGGACCAUUAAAGCCCGAGUUACCAACAAGUCCAAUAUCCGCACCUGGAGCAACUCUAAAGGAGAAGGAAAGCUCUUCUCCUUUGAGAUAGUGGAUGAGAGUGGAGAAAUUAGGAUCACAGCCUUCAACAAGGAAGUUGACAAGUUUUUCUCCCUAGUGGAACCAGGAAAGGUGUACAAAAUCUCCAAUGCUACACUGAAGCUCGCCAACAAACAGUACAACAAACUGAGGAACGACUAUGAGGUGACCCUUCACGGCCACUCCCUCAUUGUGUUGUGUGACGACGGCCAGGGAGUUCCCACAGUGCACUGUGACUUUGUGUCCAUAGCGGAGCUGGAGAACCGAGAAAAAGACACCGUCAUUGAUGUUAUUGGUGUGUGCAAGAGCGCGGAGGAUGUAUCCCGAAUCACCACUAAGGCCGGAAGAGAAGUCUCCAAGAGGGCCCUCGUCCUCAUAGACACGAGUGAAAAAGUGGUGACAGUCACACUGUGGGGAAAGGAGGCAGAAAAGUUCGAUGGCAGCAGAGAGCCCGUGGUUGCCAUCAAAGGAGCUCGUUUGUCAGAUUUCGGAGGCAGAUCUCUCUCAACUGUGUUCAGCUCCAAGUUAAUGGUCAACCCAGACAUACCUGAGGCUUUCAAACUGAGGGCAUGGUAUGACCAGAAAGGCCGUGGUCUUCAGAACCAAACCCUGAUUGACACCUGGUCAGCGAGAGGUGCAGCAAAUAUUAAGUGGAAAACUCUCAGUGACGUUAAAAGUGAACGGCUGGGACAUGACGUGAAGGCUGACUACUUCAGCUGUGUGGCUACAGUGGUGUUCAUGCGUAAGGAGAAUUGUCUCUACCAGGCCUGUCCGUCUGCACACUGCAGCAAGAAAGUCCUAGACCAACGGAACGGACUGUACUUCUGUGAGAAGUGCAACAGAGAGUUUCGGAACUUUAACUACAGCCUGAUACUUUCAGUAAACUUGGCAGAUUUAAGCGACAACCAGUGGGUUACCUGCUUCCAAGAGACAGCUGAGACCUUAUUGGGUCUCAGUGCAGAAGAACUAGGACAAUUAAAAGACACAGACGAAGCAGCAUUUGAUGAAGUCUUCCAGAAGGCCAACUUCAAAACGUACAUCUUCAAAAACAAAGUCAAGCUUGAAACAUACAAUGAUGAGAGUCGAGUCAAGGUAACAGUAAUGGAAGUGAAACCCAUUGACCACAGGGAAUACAGCAGGACACUCCUCAGCAACAUCCGCAAAUUGUCCAGCUCUACUCGGUCCCAGUCUUACUAACAGCAGCCUGGUAAUUGAACAUGUCCGGGGCUGACAUGUGAUUGGUGUGUCCAACCUUUUCCAGCAGUGAGAUAAUGGCUUAUCUGUCAGGGGCAGCAGAAGGGCGGUCAGAGGUUCAUCGGAUUAACCAGCUGCCAAACCUUAAAAGUGAUGGUAUUUAGUUGUUUGCUUCCAUUUACAAACUGUUUCUAAAAACACUGUAGAUAAUGGGCGGGGGGGGGGGGGAUCUAGUUUGUUAUUUUAAAAAGAGAAAUAUUUUAAAGAAUAUUUGGUAUAAUGUGUUUUUGACCCAGAUGGUAUUUAACAUACAGUGCAUCUCGAGAUGCCCAAUGAAGUCAGAUUUCAUAUUUAUAUUUUUACAUUGAAUGCCCUUCAAAAAAAAAACUAUUGGAUGUUUUUUUUUAUUUUAUUUUAACUUUAUUUUAACUGCUUUUGAAACAGACCUAUUUCCUUUAGCAUUUCCUAUCUUGGUCUAAAUCUGUUUAUUUAUAUAUGUCUAUAACAUAUACAUAUUCAUAUAUAUCUAUAAAUAAAUCUUUAUAAAUAUAUAUGCAUAUACAGUAUGUAUAUAUAUAUAUAUAUAUAUAAAUAUAUAUAUAUAUAUAUAUGGAAUCAAGGGUUAUUACAAAUAGGAAAAGGUUAAUUUAAGUAGUUUAUUACAGGAUUUUUAUACCUUUUGCACUUUAAUUUUAUAGGCACUGCCAUAUGAAGAAAUGUGUAAGACCAUCUGGCUUACAGAUCAAACAAUGUGCUUUUUAACAGCAAUAAGACGUUUACACAGUAGCAGUGAAAAGUAUUUAAGAUAACAAAUCAAAUAGGAAACCAAAACUGUUGUUCCAGUACCAGGCCAUAACUGUUUAUCUUGCUUGUUAAAAAUCAAAAACGCACCCUCAGUAUCAACAGCUUUACAACUAGCUCCAAGUAAACGCUGGUGUGUCACAUUUAACUAAUCCUUUAGACUCUACGUACAUCAUUGAUGGGAAUAUUUUGCUUGCAACGGUUACAGCUAACUUUGGUUAUUUUGAUGUCUGGAAAGGAUUUGAGUAAUAAUAAUAAAAAAGACAAUUAUAUGUGAGCGUUAUUACAUUUUAAAUCUGUUGGCAUAAGUUAGAUUUUAGUUUUUAUUUUCUUACUGUACUACGUAGUUCACAGCUUUAUGACAGUCUCAAAAAUUACAACAUGAGUGGCACCUCAGCAGACAGAACACAGGGAUGCCUAGUCAAUUUUUUUUCCUGCAUAAAAUUCUCAUAUACUGUGUUGAGGCUCAUAUCUCUAUGGUGGAUGGAUGGAUGCAUAGAUAGAUGGAUAGAUACAUAGAUGCAUUGUUCCAAGUAAAGCAGUUGAGUGGAGGCUUCUUUGGUUCUGAAUGAGAAGUGUAGCAUCUUUAAGAAACCAAGACAGGACCAAGUGCCCUGGAUGCCUGAGAACAUACAUAGAUGUGUUGUUAAUUUGUUGCUGAGUCAUGACCCAACUCAUUAUCAGUGCUCUUUCCAUGCCCCUUCUGGAUCCUCAUAUCUGUUACAUCUGAACCUGCUUAUUGAGGAGCCUUCUAGAAUGUUCUUCGACGACCUUUCCUUCUCACUCUGCACCUCUUCCAACCCUUUUUUGGACUGGGUAGCAGGCAUCGCUCUCGUAAAUUAGUUUACGUUUUAAAAUUAAAAAUUAGGUUUGUCAGUGAA